Penicillium pulvis is the source of this 1041-nucleotide messenger RNA. RefSeq names its product class I SAM-dependent methyltransferase. Bases 1 to 1041 code for a protein of 346 amino acids. Gene Ontology annotation, molecular function: methyltransferase activity. The transcript has 9 exons. The record is from RefSeq and is a predicted model, not a curated record. Lineage: Eukaryota; Fungi; Ascomycota; Eurotiomycetes; Eurotiales; Aspergillaceae.
AUGGAGCCCGCCUCGGCUCCUGAUGACCCUCGGCGGCCCGAGGCGCUACUAGACGCCGGCGAAACCACGCUUAAUAUCGAAGGUCCAGUCGCUGUGGAUGAUUUCGCAAGCGAUGAAAGCAGUCACUUUGGUAGCAGUGACUCGGAUAUCACAUCUCUGUCAUCCAGUAUUCUCGAUUACGAAUACGAAAAUGGCCGACGCUAUCAUAGUAAUCGAGCGGGACUUUACAUGAUGCCAAAUGAUGAAGAGGAACAAGACCGCAUGGACUUGGCCCAUCAUAUCUGGUUGGUGCUAUUAAAGGGAGAGCUGUAUAAAGCGCCCGUCAAAAACCCCCAGAAAAUCUUGGAUCUUGGCACCGGAACUGGCAUUUGGGCCAUUGAUAUAGCAGAAAAAUUCCCAGAAGCUCAGGUAAUCGGGACUGAUAUCAGUGCUAUCCAACCCAGUUGGGUCACUCCCAACUUGGAGUUCCUUGUGGAGGAUUUCGAGGCCGAAUGGCUCUACAAGGAGAACAGUUUCGACUUCAUCCACACACGAAUGAUAUCUGGAUGCGUAAAAGACUGGCCCCGGUUACUGCAACGGGUCUACGAUCAUCUCAAGCCCGGAGCUUACUUUGAGAUCCAGGAGAGUGCUUUGUGGGCCUGGAGCGAUGACGGUACGGUCAAGCUUGACUCCCCCUUCAUUCAGUACCUGCAAGCAUUGGAAGUCGCCUCGCACAAGGCUGGCAGAGAUUUGAACGUCUACUUUAAGCUUCGUGAUUGGCUUAUUACCGCUGGCUUUGAAGAUGUGCAGCAGUUCUCGUAUUUCUUACCCUACGCUCCUUGGCCACAAGAUCCUUAUCUGAAAGACCUGGGGAGAUACAUGCUUGCCAUGACCGAGAAGGCCGUCGAGUCUUAUGGUUUGAGAUUGUUCACCUCGGUUCUUGGUUGGGGUACUGAACCAUCCCAGAUCUUGAAUGCAGCGGUGAGGCAGCAGAUGCGUGACAAGAACAUGCACGCGUAUUGCAAGGAGGUUGUUGUGUACGGGAGAAAACCCUUGAGAUAG